Messenger RNA from Megalobrama amblycephala (Wuchang bream), 2781 nucleotides. It is a transcript of the gene cdk15, whose product is annotated as cyclin-dependent kinase 15. Gene Ontology annotation, molecular function: ATP binding; cyclin binding; cyclin-dependent protein serine/threonine kinase activity. Gene Ontology annotation, cellular component: cytosol; nucleus; cytoplasm. Bases 426 to 1811 code for a protein of 461 amino acids. The record is from RefSeq and is a predicted model, not a curated record. Gene Ontology annotation, biological process: protein phosphorylation. The transcript has 13 exons. Lineage: Eukaryota; Metazoa; Chordata; Actinopteri; Cypriniformes; Xenocyprididae.
CCAUAGCGUGUGGACAGAGUAAGGAGAUCCAGCUGACUUCCAUCAUGACGACACUGAAGUUCAACUCAGUCUGAUGAGAAACGUCUUUAUAAAGUCUGAAAACCACUGUAUAGAUGUGACUGUAUGGUAUGGGUUCCCUCUCACACUUGCGUUCUUUUAUUCUCUUAUUUCUCUCUCACAAUCACCAUUUCUCACUGACCGUCCCAUCAUGCUUUUCUCUCCUGUGGUUGAAUGGAUGUGUUUGUUCCCCUUAGCAAAUAUAACAUGGCUGUUUGUGUUUGGCUGUCAUGGAUGGAAGAUGGAGUCAUAAGACCAGGCCUGCAGACACGCGCACACACGCACACACACUUUCUCAUGCAAGUCAUAUGAGUUAUAGGGCUUAAUCAGAGAUAGAGAGAGUAAGUGAGAGAGGAGAAGAUUUGGAGAUGGAGGAUUUCCUAUGGAGAAUGCGGGUCUGGGCGUCCGUGUGCUUAAGGAGAUGUUGUUGGUGUUGUGGAGAUAAAACAAAUGAAAUCAGAAGGGAAGAAAAAGAGGAAAUGUUUGAGAUGAGAGUAGAAGAGAUAAAAGAAGCAAUGAAAACAGAAGAAAAACCAUCAAAAACUUGGAGUGUGUCCUCCCUCCCAGUCGCUGAGCUGGGUGAGCUGGAUGGGGUGGAGAAACCACAGCCGCACUGGUUUCACACGCUGCAGGUGCGACGGCUCAGAGUUCAGAGGGGCCGCAGUAACAGCGAUCCUAUGGGAGGAAAGAGCUUCCAGCAAGAGUUCCAGUGGAAAACUGGCCUGCAGUUUGGGAAUGCAACAUCUUAUCUAAAUCUUGAAAAACUAGGAGAGGGCACAUAUGCCACAGUUUACAAAGGAAUUAGCAGGAUAAAUGGUCAUCUUGUGGCAUUAAAGGUGAUUCACAUGAAAACCGAAGAAGGAAUUCCAUUCACUGCUAUUAGAGAAGCCUCCUUGUUAAAAGGCCUUAAACAUGCCAACAUAGUCCUUCUCCACGACAUCAUCCACACACGAGAGUCUCUAACCUUUGUCUUUGAGUAUGUGCAAACAGAUCUGGCUCAAUAUAUGAUUCAGCAUCCUGGCGGACUUCACUCAUACAACAUCAGGCUCUUCAUGUUUCAGUUGCUGCGAGGAUUGUCUUACAUUCACAGCAGAAGAAUUCUGCAUCGAGACCUCAAACCUCAGAAUUUGCUCAUCAGCUAUCUGGGAGAACUCAAAUUAGCCGAUUUUGGUCUGGCCCGAUCUAAAUCCAUACCGUGCCAAACGUACUCUGCCGAGGUCGUGACUUUAUGGUACCGCCCACCAGAUGUUCUCAUGGGCUCCACUGAUUACUCCACAGCCCUGGACAUCUGGGGAGCCGGCUGCAUUUUUAUUGAGAUGCUACAGGGGUCACCAGCGUUUCCUGGAGUUGCAGAUGUCUUUGAGCAGCUGCUGAAGAUUUGGACAGUCCUCGGGGUCCCGACCGAGGAGAGCUGGCCAGGUGUCAGUGAUCUGCCAAACUAUAAACCAGAGUGGUUCCUGCCCUGCAAGCCCCAGCAAUUUCGAGAUGUCUGGAAAAGACUCGCUCAGUUACCUUAUAAGACGGAGGAUCUGGCCCAGCAGAUGCUGAUGAUGAUUCCAAAGGACAGGAUUUCAGCCCAGGAUGCAUUGCUGCACCCAUAUUUCAACACUCUUCCACCUCCGUUAAUGCAUCUAAGGGACACCGUGUCCAUCUUUAAGGUGCCGGGCGUGAGGUUAGAGACGGAAGCGAGGGAUAUCUUCAGCCCCAGCAGACGAAUGAAAUCGCCUCUUGCUCCGCUGGCCAAGUGCUGGUGAAAGACUCGCAUUUGUAAAUAGUUGGUGUGCUUGUGAAAACCAAAAACACACCAGCAUGAGUAAACGUGACACUGUUGCAGCAUGACGGUCAGUUUGUAUGUAGUUUAUUCAGAUAUAAAUCAGAUUUAUCAAAUAUAUUUCUUAAGGAAUAUCAGAUUCAGUUUCAUAAGACUCAUGUUUUUACAUUUUGAACCAGUAAUACCUAAGAGAAAGUUUUAUGGUAGAUCAUGACGAUCCAAAGCUGAUUUAUCACUGUAUUUUGAGAUCAUAUUCAUUGAGAGAGGAUCAGAUACGUCUGCUUUCUGCCUCUCGGCAAAGCGAUGUCCAGAGUCUGUUUACAGCACACUUUCAUUGUGAAUAAGUUGAAAUUAAAUGCAUUUCUUAAUUUUGAUAUGUAACUACAUUUUUGUAUAUAUUGCAUUAAAGAGAGAGAGAGAGAGAGAGAGAGUGUGUGAGAGAGAUGGAUUGGGAAUAUGAUAUGAAAAUGCGUGGAAGAAUAUACCUACUAAUAUUUCAAAGCUCUAUUGUACAGUGUGCAGGUGAAAAAAUUACUUGUAUGCAUUCAUAAAACACCUGGAGAGUGUCACCUGAAAUUACCUGUUUUUGUACAGCGCAUACUCAUAUUUCUGUGGCCAUCAUGUUAAAACAUGUUUAGUACUGUUUUUAGCUAAGUUUGUAUCAGAAUUGUUUUGGUAUAUUUACAUUUUACAUAUUAGCUAUGUAUGUAUAAGAUACAGAGAUUCAAACAUGUGCUGCUUCUAAGUCAAUGUUCUACGUGAGAGAUGUACAGCAAUAAAUAACAGAUACAAAUAAUAGAAACAAUCACUGUUUCAAUGCUGAUGUCAUACAUGGAUGAGUAUAUCCACACACUUCAACAUAAUCUGCAAUACUGUGAAAAUUGUGUACAUGUUCAUAAAUUUGUAUACAAUCCCACUGUGUCUUGACUUCUGAAUAAAUACUGUAAAAAUAA